Halteromyces radiatus is the source of this 976-nucleotide messenger RNA. Its product is annotated as peroxisomal biogenesis factor 11. Gene Ontology annotation, biological process: peroxisome fission. The coding region runs from base 28 to 816 and encodes 262 amino acids. The record is from RefSeq and is a predicted model, not a curated record. Gene Ontology annotation, cellular component: peroxisomal membrane. NCBI's taxonomy places the organism in Eukaryota, Fungi, Mucoromycota, Mucoromycetes, Mucorales, Cunninghamellaceae. The transcript is spliced from 3 exons.
GUUACAUUUUACUAUCACACUGUAUAAAUGUCAUCCUCUUCUACUGAAAAAAGACAAGCACCAAAACCAGAACCAUUCAAUCCAUUGGCUGUGGCUAAGUAUCUUGGUCCCUCCAAUCCCAAACUUGAUCACCUUUUACGUUUCCUCAAUUCUGUCCGAGGUACUGAUAAAGUGUUGAUGUUUAUUCAGUAUUGGUCCAAGAUUCUGAUCUUCUUUUUACAACGACGAGGAGUAGCAAAACGCAUCUCAAACUUGGCGGGACCUGUGAGUGAUUUUCGGAUCUUAUUACGGUACUAUGGUCUUCUUCCCAUGGUACAAUACAUGAAUUAUAUUGAACAUCAUGCUCCUCCUAGCGCCUGGCAUCAAACAGUGGAACGACUUCAAAACUGGGCCAAUGUCAUCUAUUAUCCUUUGGAACACAUUUAUUGGUUAGGUGCACAUCAAGUCAUUCCAUUAUCUGAAGAAAAAACAAAUAAGAUUGGUAUGUGGUCAUGUCGAUUCUGGGCUACUUAUGUCGUAUUAGAAUACGUACGCUUAUUGGAACAAUAUCGAUUGUUACGUCGACGAGAAACUUCAUUGAUGAAACGUAUCAAGGCUGGUGAUGUUCAAACCGAUGAAGAUCCUGAAUUGGAAAUGGCCUUGAUUAAAAAGGAACGUACUGCUAUGGUGGUUAAUACUUGUAUCAAUUCUGGAUACUUACCCCUGACUGUUCAUUGGUCCCUUGAAAACUCUUCUUUCCCCGACGUCUUGGUGGGUGUUUGUGGUGGAUUUGCCUCUAUCUUCCAAAUUUAUGCUGCCUGGCGCGAUACUGCUUAGGUUUAGAUGAGUUGAUCCUCUUUCUUUAUCCUUUUUUUUUUUUUAAUAUGCUCCAUUCUACAUAUAUAUAUAUAUAUAGUAUUAUCUGUAUUUUAUUUCCUUGUUCGAUUUUGAAUAUCAUCUAUUUGAUCCCCUCUUUUUUUUUUUUUUUUCAGAAAAC